Pecten maximus is the source of this 6760-nucleotide messenger RNA. RefSeq names its product GATOR complex protein Iml1-like. Gene Ontology annotation, molecular function: GTPase activator activity. Lineage: Eukaryota; Metazoa; Mollusca; Bivalvia; Pectinida; Pectinidae. Gene Ontology annotation, biological process: negative regulation of TORC1 signaling; cellular response to amino acid starvation; intracellular signal transduction. Gene Ontology annotation, cellular component: GATOR1 complex; lysosomal membrane. The record is from RefSeq and is a predicted model, not a curated record.
UGUGGAUCAGUGAUGAUUUUGUCUGCUGUGUUGCAAAGUUCACUUCAAAAAUCCAAAAAUGAGCUUAAUAUAAUUUGCAUUUUGAGUCAAGUCAAAGAUGAGGACAUUGAAGUUAUGGGUACAUAACCGAAAAUACAAUGACACCGGUGAUGACAUUCUUAUCAACCCUAAAGAUUUCCCUAAUGUGAUCAAAGGAGAUGUCUUAGAGAUCUACCACCCUGAAGAUGAAUACAGUCGUCUGUUGCUGCAAGUUACUGCUCUCUCUGAUGACUUUAAUCAGAAAGAUACCAUAAGUAUAGAGCAGUCAAUAGCUACACAGUUCCAGCUGCGAGCUUACAAAGAAGUCCAUGUCAGUAAAGUCAGCCCUAAGGAUGUUGCGCUUGAUCUUGUGGAGCUCCUGUUUAAAGACCAGUACCUCAGUCGUAGUGACAUGUGGCGACUUCGACAUGGUCUUGUCAACACCUGUGCUUAUCUUACCAAGAAGAUAGAAGCUGCUCAGAUGAGGGCCCAGGUUAACGAGCUCUGGGCGAAAGGUGACCGUGUGACAUGUGGUAUGAUUACUGACGACACAAGGAUUGUGUUUAGAUCAUCAACAGCAGUUGUCCAGAUCUUCAUUCAGAUGAGUUCUGAAAUGUGGGACUUUGAUAUCAAUGGUGACUUGUACUUUGAAAAAGCUGUAAAUGGAUUUCUGACCGACUUAUUUGCCAAAUGGAAGACCCAGAACUGUCUACAUGAUGUUACUAUAGUACUGUUCUCCAGGACUUUCUACAAAGCGUCAUCUAGAGAGGAAUUCCCACCUGGUGUAAGAGACUGUAUACAGGUGGACUACCAGGGUCGUUUCUACGAGGACUUUUACAGGGUGUUGGUUCAGAAUGAGCGUUAUGAUGACUGGACAAGAACGAUCAAAACAUUGAGGAAACUUUUUAAUGAAUAUCCUCAACGUGUCCUCCACUACCACAAAGUUAAAGGUAAAAAAAUGCCUAAGGCCUGGAACUCCACUGCCUCUCAGGGAAACUUUCUGGAAACACUCAACAUGUCCCUCAACUUGUUGGAGAAGUACUAUGUGGACAGAAAUUUUGACCGGACAGGUAAGGUGGCUGUGGUUAUCACACCUGGGCCAGGUGUAUUUGAGGUAGACAGAGAGCUGACCAACAUCACCAAACAGAGGACUAUUGAUUGUGGUGUAGGAAGUGAUCUGGUGUGUAUGGGAGAACAACCUCUCCAUGCAGCUCCACUAUUUAAGUUUCACAACCGCCAUCUGAAGGCCACUCUACAGGUUGGUGAUGACUACAACAUUCCACACUGGAUGAAUCACAGCUUUUAUCUGUCCAAGAACCAGAUUCAGGCUCAUCUCCACGGCAGCUUCAUCCCACGAAUCAAACCUCCACAGCAAACUGAAAAAAAAUUCAAGUCCAUAGACAGAGUCGCAGGCUUUCCUGUGUAUCCAACCAGCACUACCGCUUCAGACAAUGACAACUUUCCCUUUGUGGAUUAUGAUGAGUAUGAUGCCCAAGUGUUCAAACUUCCCAACCACAACUACUCUCCUGCUGGUAGAAUGAAGAAAAAGAAAGCAAAGAAAGAACCACAGACAUAUAUGGAUGCGAAAAAAACCCAUAAGGGCAGAAUACGACGGUCAUCAGACGACAUGUUACUGGAAAGAGUACUUACGGCUGACCGCAUGGAUGGGGCCAUCACCAUCCCUGUCCGGUCAAGCAGUGGGGAUGAGAUAUCCUCCUCAGUACCAGCCAGUGACAAAUGUCAUGUAAGAGACCUUGAAGACACGUCUGAGGAGGAGGGUGAAUCCAUACGCCCUAUAGUUGGAAGUGCUGGGUCUCCAUACUGUCACUCAAAGCACCUUCCGUCCAUAACAACUCGUCGUGCUCUCAUCAAUCCAUUUGCCCCAUCAACCAUGCAUUUCAAAAUGACAUCGAAUCGACGGCGAUGGAUUCAUGCUUUUCCUACAGAUCCACAGGGUGCUGCCGUUCAGACUCAUCACUUCCGCACAUUUUCUGAUCAUGAUGAAAUGGAGGAUAGCAUUGAUCUUCACACAAGAGAGACAAAUUACCUGACCGUGGAGGCAAUAAAGCAACGCUCACUGACACACCAGGACAGUAACGAGGGAUCUGAACACACCAGUUCGGAUCAGUUGUCUGCCAUUGGAUCAGCUGGGAAUGUUGCUGCAGCCUUCAAUACGUCCCAACAGUGCUCCUCACUGGGCUCAAACACUUCGUUCCUUCAGGACUACAAUAAACUUCCUCUGAAUAACCACAUGUCCAAGGAUGGUCAGAGGUCAUGGGUAUGGGGACCUACUGGGGAACAAGAAUGGAGUCCUAAUAUGACCACAGGACAUGACUGGCGCCCCCUGGAGUAUGAUAAGGCAGCAUCCAGCAAGUCCUGUCUCGUCAAGCCUAUACUUAAUGCUGAUAUAAACUCUAAAAAAUUCUGUGCCUGCAUAAGUGUGGACUGGAAGUCUCUGACCAUCCCUGCCUCUCUCCCCAUCACCACUGACUACUUCCCUGACAAGAAGAGUCUACAGACGGACUAUGUUUUUGCUGCCUAUGGUCUGCUGCCUGAGCAGGAUGGUGACUACGAUGUUGACUACCAGAGUCUGUCCACAGAUGAGAAGUAUUUUAAAAGGAAGAACCUGACUUCUAAACAGGUGUUUAAGGAACUGGUUUCCCAACGUCUGUCCCAAGGAUUCCAAGUAAUCGUCAAUAAUUCACAGCGCUCUAAAGCUCAACAGGUGUCCCUAGGCUCCAGCCCACAGUACCAACACACUGUGGGACUUAUACGUGCACGACCACGCACAGAACAGUCGGAGGAAUGCUACCUAAGUAUCGGACGAAUAUUUCAUAAAGUGGCGGUGAUGGGACCUGACAUUACGGUCACUAGAUACAGCCCUAGACAUCCAGGCCCGGAGCUGAAGUUACCGUACUGUUACCGAUUCCAGGCCCCCGACUCUCUCAGCUACGAUGUGUCCUGGAGUGAAUUUCGUAAUGAAAAGCUUGAAAACUACAAUUGGAACUACCUUGAUCAGUACAUCUGUACCCGGGGGGAGGGGGACUACGGUUUGGUGGAGUCACUGAAGUUCUGGAGGAGUCGCUUCCUGAUCAUGCCUUGUAAUAAUGCAGCUACAAAGAAGAUUAUUGAUGGUCAUCCAAGGUGUGAUAUCUAUGGGGAGAAAAGUAUGUCGGAGAAUCAAAACUUAAUACAUGGAUUUGUACGUAUGAUGGAGAUUCUCAACAGACUAAAGAGGACAGCGAAGAGGUCAAAGCUGUCAGGAGAUUCUUCUGUGAGCAGCGCUGCCUCAGAGUCAAGUAAAGCUUCCCCAUCCACAGGAGAGGCCACUUCAAGACCCAAAGACGUUGACACACUGACUGCUGGUUCUCCACCGACUAAACUGAUAGAGGCCAUGUUAGACACCCAAUUUGGCCUUCCCUUCCUCAGUAAACAGCCAGGCUUGCCUAACAACUGUUUCAUUGCCGAGGAGGCUGUCACAUGGUGUAUACAGAACAUCCAGGGUGUCACAACAACCAGUCAUGCUGUCCAUCUUCUACAGGUACUUGUGGAUGACAAGCUGAUAGUACAUGCCUCGUGGAAUCCGAACCACAAGUUUGUGUAUGGAUUCUACUUCUACUGUAUUCCCCAGGUCAAGGACAAGGCCAAAGAUAUUGAACAACAGCCUCUGAACACCUUGUUCCAAAGGAAUUUUUUUGAGGUGACUGUGUUACCAGUGGAUGAACAGGAGGACCAAGGUCAGACAUUAUCACAUUUAACAGACUCUGUAAAGUCACGAUCCCUAUCCUCGAUCAACCCUGCCACAGACGACUGGAGGAUGGAGAUGAGUAUGGACACUGACGGUAUGGAGUGGGGACAACAGUCUGCAACUCUUCUCCACAAAUAUGUGACCAUAGAUGUGGACGUGUUGGACAAGAGUGACCGGCCAGAGUGGGCGUCAGUCCGAUACCAUUCCUACUACAGCCCGACUUGUGCCUACCAGUUACAGCUGCAGUGGAUGGUGGCCACUGGUAGUAUCCUUGGUGAACUGGUGUACAGCUGGGCCAGGAAGAUGAGCAGCUGUGGGUUCCAUAUGAUACCUGUACCUCUCGAUCCUUUCGCUCUGCCGUCAGCUCCAGACUCUGACUCUCUACGUGGCCCAAUAUUUGUACCCCUUGACAUUGACUGUCUGACAGAUGGGGGCACCAGCAUCACCAAAGGACACAGUCGGAGCUGGAGGGAGAAAUUACACAGCUUCCAAAUAGCCAUCAUCAAACGGUUUGGGUUCAUGCCUGGUGGUGUUCGUGACAUCUCGGAGGAUGCGUACCCAAUGGGUCAAGGGGAAGAUUAUAGUCACUAUGUCCAUUGUACAGGUGGAAACUUUGUUCUCAUGGAGGAUAGCCAUGUCUCCUCCCCAGGAGUGAAGGACUCGCCCUACAGCUCUAGUUUUAACAAGAAAUCAACAGCAGAGCUCCGAAAAGACUAUAUCAAACGUUCACAGUCAAGUCAGUUCCACCAACAGGAACAAGAGACUGAAAGUAAGAUUGGCUAUCUCUGGUCAUGGAACUUCAUGUCUUCCAAAAGGUGGCGGUCUGGAAAUACAGGCGAUGAAUUUUUCCAGGACAAAAUGUUAGCAGAUUUUCGUGAUUUUUGCUCAAACAAGGAAAACAGAUUACAGGAGUUUUGGCUUGAAUGGUAUAAUCCUUUUCAAUUACCCAAAAUGCCAGGCAAGGAGACUACCAUUUGAUGAGGUCAUAGGUCAAAACUUUCUAACAGAGAUUGUUGUUAUAGAUAUGUGAUGGUGUCGCAAGCCAAAGAGUCAUGACUUAUCCUCAGUCAGUGGGGAAUAUGACUUUAUUCUUGCAGUAUUUUUAAGACUGAUAAGAUAGUAACCUAUCCAAGUAUGUGCUACAAUGCAUUGUGAUAUAUAUUAUUACUGUGAUAUUAUAAUUUUAAGGUGUGUUGUGUUUUCCGUAGACUUGUUUUACAGAAUAUUGUUUGAGUUGCCAUUAUUAUGUUCCGAAUUCUCGAGACAAGUCUAUACAGUUUCUACUCCACUGUAUAGGGAUACCUACACUUAAGGUACCUCUGACUUAAUCGAGGAGGAUAAGGUACCUCUGACUUAAUCGAGGAGGAUAAGGUACCUCUGACUUAAUCGAGGAGGAUAAUGUACCUCUGACUUAAUCGAGGAGGAUAAGGUACCUCUGACUUAAUCGAGGAGGAUAAUGUACCUCUGACUUUAUCGAGGAGGAUAAUGUACCUCUGACUUAAUCGAGGAGGAUAAGGUACCUCUGACUUUAUCGAGGAGGAUAAGGUACCUCUGACUUUAUCGAGGAGGAUAAGGUACCUCUGACUUAAUCGAGGAGGAUAAGGUACCUCUGACUUAAUCGAGGAGGAUAAUGUACCUCUGACUUAAUCGAGGAGGAUAAGGUACCUCUGACUUUAUCGAGGAGGAUAAUGUACCUCUGACUUAAUCGAGGAGGAUAAGGUACCUCUGACUUAAUCGAGGAGGAUAAGGUACCUCUGACUUAAUCGAGGAGGAUAAGGUACCUCUGACUUUAUCGAGGAGGAUAAACAGUACACCAAGCUAUUCUUGGAGUUACAAAUGUGUGUGACAACACUGACAAACAUAAAGAAAAUUUGUGGAAGUAAAACAAAAUAUUGGUUUUAGAUAUGAUGUGGUUCUUUUUUUAUCUCUAUAGAGCAGUUGAAUGUAUUUAAACAACAUUUAUCAACAAGAGUAUUUGGUAAUACCACCAGGGUUAAAUAAUCAGUACGAAAAAUCAUAAUAAAAUCAGUCAUUGUUCAAGUCCUUAGGAUUGGGAGAGAGAUGUAGGAUUGGGAGAGAGAUGUAAGAUUUGUAGAGAGAUGUUGGUUGAUUGGUUUUGGUAGGAUUGGGAGAGAUGUUGAUUAAUUGGUUUUGGUAGGAUUGGGAGAGAUGUUGAUUAAUUGGUUUUGGUAGGAUUGGGAGAGAUGUUGAUUAAUUGGUUUUGGUAGGAUUGGGAGAGAGAUGUUGGUUUAUUGGUUUUGGUAGUAUUAGGAGAGAGAUGUAAGAUUGGGAGAGAGAUGUAAGAUUGGUAGAGAGAUGUUGAUUAAUUGGUUUUGGUAGGAUUGGGAGAGAGAUGUUGGUUUAUUGGUUUUGGUAGGAUUGGGAGAGAGAUGUAAGAUUGGGAGAGAGAUGUAAGAUUGGUAGAGAGAUGUUGAUUAAUUGGUUUUGGUAGGAUUGGGAGAGAUAUGUUGAUUAAUUGGUUUUGGUAGGAUUGGGAGAGAGAUGAAAGAUUGGUAGAGAGAUGUUGAUUAAUUGGUUUUGGUAGGAUUAGGAGAGAGAUGUAAGAUUGGUAGAGAGAUGUUGAUUAAUUGGUUUUGGUAGGAUUAGGAGAGAUAUGUUGAUUAAUUGGUUUUGGUAGGAUUGGGAGAGAGAUGUUGAUUUAUUGGUUUUGGAGGGAUUGGAGAGAGAUGUUGGUUUAUUGGUUUGGAUGGGAUUGGAGAGAGAUGUUAGAUUGGAAGAGAGAUGUUGAUUUAUUGGUUUUGGAUGGGAUUGGAGAGAGAUGUAAGAUUGGGAGAGAGAUGUUGAUUUAUUGGUUUUGGUAGGAUUAGGAGAGAGAUGUCAGAUUUGUAGAAAUGUUGAUUUAUUGGUUUAGGUAGGAUUGGGAGAGAGAUGUCAGAUUUGUAGAAAUGUUGAUAAAACAUUUGUCUGUUAUGAUAUGUUGACAAUCGUGCUAAUGCUAUUUGUUUAAGUGCAAUAAAAUAUUUGAUAAUAAAA